AUGGAGGGGCUAAGGUGUGUACAAAUAAACUUACAACACAAUAAGGCCGCCACUGCCCUUCUGGCUAGGCAGCUAAAAAGCGACAAGUUCGACAUUGCUCUUAUUCAAGAACCAUAUAUUUACAAGGGAGAGAUAAGAGGCUUAAAUGGUACUGGCGGGACGAUACUGUAUAUCUGCCCCGAGAGUAAUACGAGGACAUGUAUUUAUGUUAAAACCGGCAUUGAUGCUAUGCUUCUAAAUGCUUUCUGUUCCAGGGAUCUGACCACGGUCAAGAUCCUGAAUAAAGGGGGGGGUAAGGCACUAGUCAUCUCAUCAGCCUACCUUCCCUACGAGGCGGCGGAUCCCAUCACCACACAACUGCGGGAUCUUGCUGACUACGGCAGCCGGGCGAACACUGACCUGAUCAUCGGCUGCGAUGCGAACGCACACCACGUCAUCUGGGGAAGCUCGGAUGUCAACAGAAGAGGAGAGAAGGUACUGGAAUUCCUGGUAAGCUCUUCACUACAACUCUUAAAUAAAGGCAAUGAGCCGACAUUCGUCAAUGCUAGGCGAGGUGAGGUCAUUGAUAUAACGCUAGCGUCCAACAACGCAAGUAAUAAAGUUAGUUCAUGGCAUGUCUCUGGGGAGAUUUCUUUAUCGGACCAUAGAUAUAUAUGCUUUAGGUAUACCACUAAAAUCAAAGUAGAAGUUAUACUAAAACGGAAUCCCAGGAAUACCAACUGGUUAUCGUUCAAGGAUGACCUUAAGGCGGACCUGGGAAACCCCAAUGGUAAGCUAAACUCUAUUACUGACAUAGAACUUGAAGCUGACAAAAUAGGGCAAGCCGUCCAUACGGCUUGGACAAAUAACUGCCCGGAAAAGAAAAUCCUGGCGAAGAAGGUACCCUGGUGGAAUCCGGAGAUAGCAAAACUCAGGAAAGAAACUAGGGCUGUCUUCAACGAUGCCAAAAGAAGUAAUGAUUUUGAGCUCUACGCGCGAAAACUCACAGAGUAUAGCAAGGCAGUGAGGAAAGCGAAAAGGAAAGCGUGGAAAAACCACUGCGAUCAAAUCGGUUCCAUUCCGGAAGGCAUGAGACUCACGAAGGCACUAGCCACAACGAAGUCAGUCCCACUCACCUCUAUUAGAAGGAGUGAUGGUGGAAUGACUGAAACGGGGCUAGAGACCCUCAAGGCAUAA
Leguminivora glycinivorella is the source of this 1176-nucleotide messenger RNA. RefSeq lists its product as uncharacterized. The transcript is spliced from 2 exons. Gene Ontology annotation, molecular function: catalytic activity. The record is from RefSeq and is a predicted model, not a curated record. Bases 1 to 1176 code for a protein of 391 amino acids. NCBI's taxonomy places the organism in Eukaryota, Metazoa, Arthropoda, Insecta, Lepidoptera, Tortricidae.